CUCGACAAUACUACCAGAGUGAAAGAAGAGAUCAAACGAAGAAAAGAAACUAUACUUUUUUUAGUAACAAGUUAAUCUUUUUGUGUAUCUUAAAAUAUGAUUUUUUUUUUAAAAAAAAAAAAAUAGUUUCAGAUAAACACACAUUCUAAGGUCAGGAGACGACCCAAAAAGCCGUUGAUCAUAUCAUAGGCGGGCAAACCUGACAAGAUUCACGCUUCUCAAUGGAACAACAAGGUUCACACAUAUGUACAUCUUACCCUCUUAAAUCCAUUGCACAAGGCACUCAAGAAUGAGAUGAGAACUAACCAGCAUCCAAUUGUUGAUAUCUUGGAGGUCAUUGAUGCCAAAAUAAGGAGGCUCUGGUACACGAUUUACAUAGUACAACUUCAAGACCGUGCCAUCUUCAUAUUUUAAUAAGGAGAUUUCUCGCUGCUAAGAAUGAUAAAUGAGUACGAAAUCUCUCUUAUCUACAGAAAAUCCAUACUCAAUGAUUUUACUCUCAUUCUUAGAUAUAACAUCAUCGGGAGAUUCAUACUCAGACAAGUUAGAUUCCAUGCAGCAAAUGAUCUCCAGAUGGGGCUAAAAACAACAUGAAUAGAGUUAAUCUGAGCAAACCAUCACGGAACGAGGCAGGACUUGAUGUUUAUCCUCUGUACUACCUUUUUGACAAGGCUGAGCUCGGAAUAGUGUACGUGAAUCAUCAGAACAAAAAGCGUCUCCUUGUACUUAAAGAGAUAAAUAAGUGUUUUGAAGGAGCGCUGAAGAUCAUAAAGAGAAGCUAGAAGAACUAAAGAAGAAUAUCAUCCUCGUUGAAGCCAGUGACGAAGAGGCGAAGGAACAUACAACCCUAACUGGAACGGGGCGGGCAAAACCUCCCAAAAAAGCAUACCAAGAUCAGGAUUGGGGUUUGGGAAGGUGAGGAUUAUAAAAGCCGUCAAAUUCAAAUUCGCGGAACCACAAGAGCUCAAUCUCCACAAGGAAUUCUAAUAAUCCGAUUCGCAGCAGCUAUGACUGAGUACUGGGUUAGUCAGGGCAACAAAUGGUGUGAUUUCUGCAAAAUCUUUCUCUCAAACAAUCCUUCAAGCAUCAGGAAUCAUGAGCUUGGUCAACGUCACAAAGACAAUGUUGCACAAAGGCUCAAUACGAUGAGAAAAGAGAAAACUGCAAAAGAGAAAGAACAGAAGGAAGCAACUCGUGCUCUUGAACAAAUUGAAGCAAAAGCCCAACGCAGCUAUCAAAAGGAUGUAGCUCAAGCCCGAGCAGCUGCUAAAGAUCCUACUGUUUCUGAAGAUUGGGGGGAGCAUGACAGCUCAUCAGGCUACUAUUACAACAAGACCAAUGGUUGUUACUAUGACCCGAAAUCUGGCUUCUACUACACAGAUGCUUUAGGCCGGUGGGCCACACAGGAAGAGGCAUUAGCAGCAACCCAAGCUGUUACUACAUCAGAAUCUGCUCCAAGGAAACCUGUUUUAAAACAGAACCAUGCUGUCUCAGAAACACUUCAAAGUGGUCCCCCUCCGGGGCGUGUUGUUUCGACUCCACUUAAUCCAACCAGAUCUGUAAAAGGUGCUGCUCCCUCUUCAAUAUCGGUUGACAACAAAAGAAAAAGGGAAACAACUCAGAAGAAGCCAACAAAAGCUAUGUCGGAAGCGGAAUCAGCUGCACUCAAAGCAAGGGAAGCUGCUAGGAAGAGAGUUGAGGACAGGGAAAAAUCUUUGCUUGGCCUUUAUAAGCAUUAGCCUCUACUUGUUAAAACACCUAGAGGGGGAUGAAUUCUUGCUUUAUGUAUUGCGCUUUGUACCGUAAGAUGUUGCUAAGCAAUAUCUCCAUAUCGAUUUGUAACUUGCCAUGGGUUUAGAGAGAUAUAUGUUUCUCAUUUUCUUCAGAAUAAUUUCAUUCAAUGUGACGGGAAAUAUUGAGUUUGUUUCACCUCUUUCGUUGUUGCAAAUUACAAUUAGAUGUUUACAUAUUUCGACUAUAUGAUGAUAGAGUUUCUAAAUCAAAAUGUGGGCCUUCAAUGUCAUUAUUUAUUUGUCUA
Messenger RNA from Cuscuta epithymum, 2038 nucleotides. Lineage: Eukaryota; Viridiplantae; Streptophyta; Magnoliopsida; Solanales; Convolvulaceae. The record is from the annotation of a GenBank genome assembly.